Clunio marinus is the source of this 294-nucleotide messenger RNA. The record is from the annotation of a GenBank genome assembly. NCBI's taxonomy places the organism in Eukaryota, Metazoa, Arthropoda, Insecta, Diptera, Chironomidae.
AUGAUUCUAUUAAACUGCUUGUUGGGCCUGUUGAAAAAUGAGUUUCAAGUCAAGGACGAAAUGAAGUUGACACACGACCUGCUGAUAUCCAACAGUAUUAAUCGAAGAGUUUUCGGAACAAUAGAAAACACAUUAAGGGCUAAAACAGCACAUCAUGCAGAGCAAGAGAAAUUAAUAGACACAAAACUUAAUAAUGUGGAACGAAUUAAUUUCAAAUGGAUUCCUUCAUUGAUUCUUGAAAUUCUUUUGCUAUCACCCACCCGUGCGUUCGUGAUUGCAGGCGCCAAAAAUUGA